ACUGCGCAGUCGCAGUUUCUCCAGGACGCAGAGAGCAGAAGAGGCAGAUAGAAAAAUGGCCCUCGAUAAUUUAAUUUUCGGCCAGUGCAUCCUUUAUUUUUUAGCUUUCGUAUUUGGUUUCAUAGCCGUGGUUCCUCUGUCUGAAAACACGGAGGAUUUUGGAGGAAAAUGCCUUCUCUUCACUCGGGGUAUGUGGCAGAACGAAAACAUCACUGUGUCGAAGCAGCGCUUCAUCGUGGAGGAGUGGGGACCCGAGUCCUCCUGCAGCUUCAUCACUUUUGUCGGGAUAGCGUCCCUCAUACUUUCCGCAGUGCAGGCAUGGAGGCUGCUGUUCUUUCUGUGCAAAGGACACGACGACACGAUCUUCAACGCCUUCCUCAACCUGCUGAUCAGCUCCCUGGUGGUGUUCACAGUCUUCCUGUCCAGCACCAUCAUCAGUGUGGGUUUCAACAUGUGGUGCGACUCCGUCACUGAGGGUGGGACCAUGCCCUGUAGCUGUGAGGAAAUGCAGGACACUGAUCUAGAACUCGGCCUGGACAACUCUGCUUUCUAUGACCAGUUUGCUAUAGCUCAGUUUGGCCUGUGGGCUGCAUGGCUCACCUGGCUAGGGAUCGCAGUGAUGGCCUUCCUAAAGGUCUACCACAACUACAGACAAGAGGACCUGCUGGACAGUCUGAUCCACGAGAAGGACCUGCUGCUCGGCCGCUCCUCACGCCGCAACUCUGACCUCAAGACCGGCCUGAUCUAGAAACCAGAGGCCACACAAACACACACACACACACACACACACUCAACCGUACAGUCCUCUUGCCUGCCAUGAGAAACACCAAUGUUUGCCUCUGUAGACAAUCAAAUUGGCUUUUGCUCCCAUUGAUCAUGGAUUGAAUCAAACGGAAGGUUUUAGCUUUGUUCUCCAAAGGUAAUUGAUUUUCCCUCCAAAAAUCUCCCAAUGGUAGUUAAUCCUUGAGGAAUCUAGCUUUAUUGUGUUAAUUCUGUGUGUAUUCCUC
Molecule: messenger RNA, 1007 nt
Organism: Cottoperca gobio
Lineage: Eukaryota; Metazoa; Chordata; Actinopteri; Perciformes; Bovichtidae
Product: transmembrane protein 179
Exons: 4
Coding region: 56-748 (230 amino acids)
Source: RefSeq, a predicted model, not a curated record